Molecule: messenger RNA, 960 nt
Organism: Pisolithus orientalis
Lineage: Eukaryota; Fungi; Basidiomycota; Agaricomycetes; Boletales; Pisolithaceae
Product: putative methyltransferase-domain-containing protein
Exons: 5
Coding region: 1-960 (319 amino acids)
Biological process (GO): peptidyl-lysine methylation
Cellular component (GO): cytoplasm
Molecular function (GO): protein-lysine N-methyltransferase activity
Source: RefSeq, a predicted model, not a curated record
AUGUCCUACCAUCCCAACUUUCCUCCGAGCCUGUCCAUAUCACCUAAUACAACAGCUGAUCGUGUCGACGAUGAGUUUGGGAUUUCAGCUCAGCGUGACGCGAUUGAGACAUUCGGCAUUGCAGGCAGGGUCUGGGAAGCUGCACUGGCGAUGUGCUCCUACAUAGAUUCCAUGAAUGUCGAUGCACACGAUUUGGAAUUCGAUCCGCCUUUCUUUGACGAUGGGAGUCAAGAUUAUGGUUGUCCAACACUGAUCGAGCUCGGGUCGGGAACGGGUAUCGUCGCCGCACGGAUUGCACGCGCAUUCCUGAGCGAUGGAGUCGUCAUCGCCACGGAUCUUCCGGAUGUGUGUCCUCUACUAGAACGGAACCUCCACGCUCACACUGGCUCUCUGCUCACCCCGGACUUGAGCAAGUCGGGAUGCGGGAACAUGUUUGUACGACCCCUUUCUUGGGGAAAUUUAGAUCAUGCUAUGCUCAUCGAACGAGAGUUUGGCUUUCCUCGGUCUUGUAAUCGACUUACCCAUGUUAUUUGCAGUGAUCUCGUAUACUUCCCAGAAUUGUUUGCACCUCUCCUACGCACUCUUAUUCAUCUCACUUCGUCCCCAUACUCGGAUGCCGUGAACAGAACUUACGCUAGAAUUGUCGUCUCGUACAAAGUUCGGAGUUUACAGAAGGAAACUCCAUUCUGGGCUGCGUUCGGGCUGUGGUUCGCGUUCCACCCGGUUCUUUUCCGUCAUCGACGUCCCCUCCGACUCUCAGUUGUAGCGGAUGAUCAUGUGUUGGGCGAGGACCAGACAUUUGUCUUCGUCGCGCACCGUCGCCCUGAGUCAAUGUCAUGGGAGAUUCCGCAGAGUGAUCAGGACCUCAUAGAUGGAGUGGGAGCCAGGGGCACGUCGCUCAGGAAGGCAGAUGAUACGUUUGAGACAUUGUUAUUCAUGGCGAUGGAGCAUGUAGAAUGA